Molecule: messenger RNA, 2931 nt
Organism: Pyrus x bretschneideri (Chinese white pear)
Lineage: Eukaryota; Viridiplantae; Streptophyta; Magnoliopsida; Rosales; Rosaceae
Exons: 13
Coding region: 86-2659 (857 amino acids)
Biological process (GO): transcription initiation at RNA polymerase III promoter
Cellular component (GO): transcription factor TFIIIC complex
Molecular function (GO): protein binding; histone acetyltransferase activity
Source: RefSeq, a predicted model, not a curated record
CAUCGAGACUCGAACUAGGGUUCUGUCAUCUGCUGAACUGAACUGACCUGAAGUCACCCGACAUUGAAAUCGGAUCCCAACGGCCAUGUCUUUCUUUCCCUCCAAUUCCCAAAUCCAAACCCAAAACGCCGACUCCCGUUUCCAGGCCACCGUGCUCGUCGGCGCUCCAUCCUUCCCCGACGCCAUCGCUUGGUCCGAUGAGAACCUCAUCGCUGUCGCUUCCGGCCACCUCGUCACCAUUCUGAAUCCGGCUGCUCUGCCUUUUGGACCAAGAGGCCUAAUCACCAUAAAAAACAGCCAACCUUUUCCGAUUGGUGUCAUAGAUAGACAAGAUUUAUUCUCUAAUUGCAUGCUGCCUACCAUUUUAUCACGGGACCAAGAACCCUGUGUUCGAUCGAUUUCUUGGUCCCCAGUUGGGCUUGCUCCAAACGCUGGCUGCUUGCUGGCUGUCUGCACCACCCAAGGAUUCGUCAAGCUUUAUCGCUCUCCAUAUUGCGAUUUUUGUGCUGAAUGGAUAGAGGUUGCGAAUGUAUCGGCCAAGCUUUAUGAUUAUCUUGUGAGUAUAAAUUUUGGGGAGGUACGGGCUUCUUCAUCAAAACAGCAAGAUGUAAAUGAGCAUGAAAUAGAGCCUGAGAUUGACUAUGACCCAUCGAAACAAAAGAGUUCAAAUAAGAUUGUUCGUGCUUCAAAAUCGAAGGUAAAACCUGCCAAGGAGAUACCAGUAAACAGCACACUCCCUCUUAUAACUGCGGAUCAAUAUGCUUCUCGCACUGCAAUGCUAACAUCACUUGUAGUUGCCUGGUCGCCAAUGCUGCAUUCACCAUCCAAAAUCUGUUCAGUUCCUCAAGAUGGUUCGUCCAUGUCGUUACUUGCAGUUGGAGCGAAGUCCGGGAAAGUUUCUGUAUGGAGAAUUCCUGUACCAGAAUGCUACUCUGUUGAUCAAAGCAGGGUCCCGGCAACUGUGGCGCUCAUAGGGAUUCUUCAGGCACACAAUUCAUGGAUCACAGCUAUUGGUUGGGCGUUGCUUGAUUCUGAUUCUUCAAAUCCUAAAGUUUUGUUGGCUACAGCGAGUACUGAUGGGAGUGUGAGGAUCUGGCUGGGGAAUAAUGAAAAGUUGCUGAAGUCAUCAGAACCUAGCGACACUUCCUUUUCCCUAAUGAAAGAGGUUGCAAGCAAUGCUGCCCCAGUUUUUGUACUUUCAGUCAUUGUGCCUAUUAAGUCUCCAGACAAAAUUCACUUAGCAGUUGGAAAAGGAUCUGGCUCUUUUGAAUUGUGGAUAUGCAACAUGUCUAGCCAAAAAUUUGACAAGAUUGGCACAUAUGUUGCACAUGGCCAGACGGUUACAGGUUUAGCUUGGGCGUUUGAUGGGCAAUCUUUGUAUAGCUGCAGCCAGGAUAAUGUUAUACGCUGUUGGAUUUUGAGUGGAAGUUCUCUCUGUGAAGUACCUAUUCCUUCAAAUACUCCUCGUCUGAGAAACUCAACUGAUUUACCAGAAGAAUUUGUUUCUUGCUUUGGUCUGGCAGUGUCCCCUGGAAAUCUUGUGAUUGCUUGGGUUCGAAAUACUGAUGUUGAACAAUUAAACCCAAUGUACGAGGCAAGGACUCAAAAGGCCAUUGUUGAAUUUUUCUGGACGGGUGGUCAGCAAGUAGAUGUCUUCUCAAACAAUUCCGUACAUUUUGAUACUGAAGCGAUUCCUGGUUUUUCUGAGGAGUUAGUUUAUUGGGAGUCCAACUUUCAAUGGUCCUUAAAGCAGUAUGAAAUGCAAGAUAAACAUCUGGUUGUUUGGGAUAUUGUAACAGCAUUGUUGGCUUUUAAUCAUUCUAAACCAGAGUUUGUAGAACAAGUACUGAUUAAAUGGCUCUCUAUUUCAUACCUGGGAUCUCAUGUGGGAAUUUCUGCUGAAACGGUUUUGUUGAAUGUCUCCCGAAGUUGCUCAAAAGUCACUUCUCGCCAAUUACACCUUCUCAAUAUAAUCUGCAGGCGUGUGAUUCUAUCAGAGAUGAAGGCUGAUGAAAUAAACAGUAAAUUACUGAAUUUGAAAGGAGUUCAUGGUGCUGAAAAAGAGAAGCGGUCUUUGUGGAUCAAUCUGCUUUUGAACAGUGAGAAAGAACUCCGGGAAAGGCUUGUGGGAUUUACAUUUUCUGCUCUUUUAAGUCAAAUGCCUGCUUCAGCCCCAGAUUCUCCAUCUAGAAACUGGUUUCCUGUUGGAUUAGCACAAAUGGAGCAGUGGAUUGAGCUUAAUCAUGAUCAUGUGCACAGUCAACUAAAGGUCCUCGCAUCCGAAGUUGGAAAGCGGGAUAGGAGAUUUGGAUCCAGUAAAUGCAUAGCAGCAGAGAUGUGCAGCUAUUGUUUAGCAUCAGUUCCAUUUGAAUCUCCAGAAGUUGCCUUCUGCAGCGGAAAGGGCCACAAACUAGUUAGGUGUUCCAUUUCUAUGGAGAUUUGUCCUACUACUCCGACAUGGUUUUGCACAUGCUGUCAUAGACGUGCUUCCAAAUCGGCACCAGCGACUCUGUUUGCAACCCCCGGUCUUCCUUUGAAUUUCAAAUCUUUGGCCGCAUCGCCUUUGCUAGAACUAUCCUUAAAACCACUCUGUCCCUUUUGUGGUAUACUGCUACAAAGACUACAACCGGAUUUCCUACUUUCUGCAUCACCAACUUAGGCAAAUGAGGUUCGUUCCUGUGCCUGUCGAAGAUCGGAUUUGGGUCAGAGAAGAAGAUAGAUUACACUAGCAAGGUUUCCCUCAGGAUGUUGAAAGAUUGUAGUUCAGUGCAGUUGAGUGAAUUAUGUGUAUAUGUAUCUCUUUGCUUUCAACCAGAAUAUGUUUAUGUAUCUCUUGAUGGUGAAGCCAAGUUGAAGGCAGUGAUGAAAAUACGGUCUGUCUCUUGUAAAUGCACGCUUGCCUUUGAUCUUUCUAACCUCGUUUUGUAUCUA